Molecule: messenger RNA, 1933 nt
Organism: Ipomoea triloba (trilobed morning glory)
Lineage: Eukaryota; Viridiplantae; Streptophyta; Magnoliopsida; Solanales; Convolvulaceae
Product: probable zinc metalloprotease EGY2, chloroplastic
Exons: 13
Coding region: 191-1816 (541 amino acids)
Biological process (GO): proteolysis
Source: RefSeq, a predicted model, not a curated record
CCAAUCAUAAUCGUUCUUCACUGCCAGAAGGAUAAGAUAUUUCUCGCUUAAACCUCUGGGUUUCCACGCUCUCCUUCAACUCUUUUGAACAAAAUCGCUGCAAAUCCUUGAUUCUUCUAUAUUCAAACCCUAUAUUCAAUGUUGCCAGGAUUUAGAUAAUCUUCAUACAGAAAACGCCAGUAUUUUCACCAUGAGUUUUCCGGCGAUUUUUCGCGGUAAUGUCGUUCCUCUAUUGCAGUGCAGCUCCUGCUCUCACCUCCGCUUCCAACCUCUGCUGUCUUGCUCGGCUAUUGCUCGCCAGAAACAAAUCGAUUUUCCGACCAAACACCUGCUUAGGUUCGCGUUCAAUAUGAAGCGAGAUGUAAUUUGCAGCUUUAGUGCGUCAGAAACCGAGCCUGAUAGGAAUGAAGACAAUGAAAGGAAGUUGCAUGAAGAAGAAAACAGCUCGGGCUCAGCUGACUCAGCUUCAGCAGAUACAUCGGAGCCAAACUCUUUGGCUGAUCAAGAUAAUGGGCAAAAUUUGGGGAUGCUUGAGUCUAAAGACUUGGUCAAUGGUAAUAGUGCAAACGCCAAUGCCCAAACUGGAAAUGAGGAUGCCGAUGACAUUCAAAUUGCAAGCGGAUCCCCUCUUCCAGGUCUCAAGCCACAGCAACUUGAUGAAGCUAUCAGGAUUCCAAAGGAAACUAUUGAUAUUUUGAAGGAUCAAGUAUUUGGUUUUGACACUUUUUUUGUGACAAGCCAGGAACCAUAUGAGGGUGGAGUUUUAUUUAAAGGGAAUCUACGAGGGCAGGCUGCAAGAAGUUAUGAAAAAAUAUCAAAGAGAAUGCAGGACAGAUUUGGAGAUUUGUAUAAACUCUUUCUUUUAAUCAAUCCAGAGGACGAUAAGCCUGUAGCGGUUGUGGUUCCACGAAUAACCCUGCAACCAGAUACAACUGCUGUCCCCGAAUGGUUUGCUGCUGGUGCUUUCGGACUUGUCACAAUAUUUACCCUUCUUCUUCGUAAUGUGCCUGCAUUGCAAGCAAACUUGUUGUCAGUUUUUGACAAUUUUGACUUGUUGGAGAAUGGCCUUCCUGGAGCGCUUGUAACUGCACUUAUUCUCGGUGUUCAUGAAAUUAGCCACACUUUAGUUGCACAAAAAGCUGGAAUUAAGCUGGGUGUGCCAUAUUUUGUUCCUAGCUGGCAGAUAGGCUCUUUUGGUGCUAUAACAAGGAUUUUGAAUAUAGUACCUAAGCGCGAAGAUCUUUUGAAGCUUGCCGCAGCUGGCCCUUUGGCUGGGUUCUCAUUGGGAUUUAUUCUUUUGCUUUUGGGAUUCUUCCUACCACCUGCUGAUGGCUUAGGUGUUGUAAUAGAUCCCUCUGUGUUUCAUGAAUCACUUCUGGCUGGGGGCAUAGCUAAGCUGCUUCUUGGAGAUGCUCUGAAGGAAGGCACUCCCAUAUCUGUAAAUCCACUUGUACUAUGGUCCUUGGCUGGACUUCUGAUCAACGCCAUUAACAGUAUUCCUGCAGGAGAGCUCGACGGUGGAAGAAUUUCUUUCUCCAUAUGGGGGAGAAAGGCUUCAGCUCGCCUCAGUUCUGCCGCCAUUGGGCUUCUUGGAAUAUCAGCAUUAUUCAGUGACGUGGCAUUUUAUUGGGUGGUCCUAAUAUUUGUGUUGCAGAGAGGGCCGAUUGCUCCACUGUCUGAAGAAAUCUCAGAUCCUGACAACAAAUACAUUGCUCUUGGAAUUGCCGUCUUGCUCCUCGGCCUUCUAGUAUGCUUGCCAUAUCCCUUCCCUUUCAGUAAUGAAGCUGUUAUGGUCUCAUCAGAUAUUAUUAUGUAAUAAUAUAUAAUACACACACUAACACAAUUUUUGCUUUUGGCCUCACUUCUGAGAUGCAUUGGUUAAACCAAUAAAAAGAAUUUAAGUCUGGAGGGAAAGAUCAUUAUAAGUGGAUAA